CAAAAAAGGCGCGAAAAUUGGCACAAAAAAACACGCAACGGCGGCUAAGUAAAUAGCAUCAGUCAACACAACUUAUUUUUGCGCGCUUACAUUGUUUAUUUGUUGGUUACGAUUUGAACGAGAUGGAUGUUGCUGAUGCACAAAUCGGACAGCUGCGCGUCAAGGACGAGGUGGGCAUACGCACCCAGAAGCUGUUCCAAGAUUUUCUCGAGGAAUUCAAAGAGGAUGGCGAAAUUAAGUAUACACGUCCGGCAGCCAAUCUAGAGUCGCCCGAUCGCUGCACGCUAGAAGUUAGCUUCGAGGAUGUGGAGAAAUACGAUCAGAAUCUGGCGACGGCCAUCAUCGAGGAAUACUAUCAUGUAUAUCCGUUUUUGUGCCAAUCUGUCUCCAACUAUGUGAAGGAUCGCAUUGGCUUGAAGACCAACAAGGAUUGCUACGUUGCCUUUACGGAGGUGCCGACACGGCAUAAAGUACGCGAUCUGACCACCUCAAAGAUUGGCACACUCAUACGGAUCUCUGGCCAGGUGGUGCGCACACAUCCUGUCCAUCCGGAGCUCGUGUCAGGAACAUUCAUGUGCCUCGAUUGCCAGACGGAAAUACGCAACGUUGAGCAGCAGUUUAAGUUCACCAAUCCGACCAUAUGCCGGAAUCCCGUAUGCGCGAAUCGUCGUCGCUUCAUGUUGGACGUGGAGAAGUCGCUGUUCCUUGAUUUCCAGAAGAUACGCAUACAGGAGACGCAGGCGGAGCUGCCGCGCGGCUGCAUACCACGCGCCGUCGAGAUAAUAUUGCGCUCCGAGCUGGUGGAAACGGUCCAGGCUGGCGAUCGUUAUGAUUUCACGGGCACACUCAUCGUGGUGCCGGACGUGAGCGUGCUGAGCAUGCCGGGCACCAGGGCCGAAAUGGGCUCCCGCCACAAGCCCGGCGAGGGCUCUGACGGCGUCACCGGCCUCAAGGCCCUCGGCGUCCGUGAGCUCAACUAUCGGAUGGCAUUUCUGGCGUGCAGCGUACAGGCGACCACCGCCCGGUUCGGCGGCACUGAUCUGCCCAUGUCCGAGGUGACCGCCGAGGAUAUGAAGAAGCAGAUGACCGAUGCCGAAUGGCAGAAAAUCUAUGAAAUGUCCAAAGAUCGUAAUCUAUACCAGAACCUGAUCAGCAGCCUAUUCCCCUCCAUCUAUGGCAACGAUGAGGUGAAGCGCGGCAUACUCCUGCAGCUGUUCGGCGGCGUGGCCAAGACAACAAUGGAGAAGACCUCGCUGCGUGGCGAUGUCAAUGUGUGCAUUGUCGGUGAUCCGAGCACGGCCAAAUCGCAGUUCCUCAAACAGGUCUCGGACUUCUCGCCGCGCGCCAUUUACACCUCGGGCAAGGCCUCUUCGGCGGCCGGCCUGACCGCAGCCGUCGUCCGUGACGAGGAGAGCUUCGAUUUUGUGAUCGAGGCCGGCGCCCUGAUGCUGGCGGACAACGGCAUCUGCUGCAUUGACGAGUUCGACAAGAUGGAUCUGCGCGAUCAGGUGGCCAUACACGAGGCCAUGGAGCAGCAGACCAUAUCCAUUGCUCGCGCCGGCGUCCGGGCCACUCUAAAUGCACGCACCUCGAUACUGGCCGCCGCCAAUCCCAUCAACGGACGCUACGAUCGCUCCAAGAGUCUGCAGCAGAAUAUACAGCUGUCGGCGCCAAUAAUGUCCCGCUUUGAUCUAUUCUUCAUCUUGGUGGAUGAAUGCAACGAGGUGGUCGACUAUGCGAUCGCCCGCAAGAUCGUUGAUCUACACUCGAACAUUGAGGACUCCGUGGAGCGUGCGUAUACGCGCGAGGAGGUGCUGCGCUAUGUGACCUUUGCACGCCAGUUUAAGCCCAUCAUCGGCACAGAGGCUGGCAAAAUGCUGGUGGAGAACUAUGGCCAUUUGCGGCAGCGCGACACGGGCUCGUCGGGACGCAGCACCUGGCGCAUUACGGUGCGCCAGCUGGAGUCCAUGAUACGGCUGAGCGAGGCCAUGGCCAAGCUGGAGUGCUCGAAUCGUGUACAGGAGCGUCAUGUCAAGGAGGCCUUCCGUUUGCUCAACAAAUCAAUUAUACGGGUCGAACAGCCGGACAUCCAUCUGGAUGAUGACGAUCAUCUCGAUGCGGACGAUGGCAUCGAGCAUGACAUCGAUAUGGAGAACAAUGGUGCGGCUGCCAAUGUGGAUGGCGAUGCCACCGCCGCCGCUGCAUUGGAUACAUCCGGCCACGCCAUGCAGAAGAAGAAGUUCACGUUAUCAUUUGAGGAUUACAAGAAUCUGUCGACAAUGCUGGUGCUGCACAUGCGCGGCGAGGAGGCGCGCUGCGAGGUCGAGGGCACCGAUACGGGCAUGAAGCGCAGCGAUGUUGUUACCUGGUAUCUGGAGCAGGUUGCCGAACAAAUUGAAUCCGAGGACGAGCUGAUAUCCCGCAAGAACCUCAUCGAGAAGCUGAUCGAUCGUCUGAUCUAUCAUGACCAGGUCAUAAUACCGCUGAAGACCUCCAAUCUGAAGCCGUUCGCCAAGAGUCCCAAGGCCUCAGCUGUUGACGAUGAGCUGGAAAACGAUCCGCUUCUUGUCGUGCAUCCCAAUUACAUAGUGGAGUAAUCUUUGUCGUCUUUGUCUCUACGCUCAUUUUUGCAUUUCAUUUCAGUUUAAGUUUGUGCGAUUUUUUUUUUCCUACCAAUUUUUAGGUUAGGUUUCAUCUAGUUAAUAAGCAUAUCGUA
This is a messenger RNA of Drosophila virilis, 2716 nucleotides long. RefSeq names its product minichromosome maintenance 6 (gene Mcm6). The record is from RefSeq and is a predicted model, not a curated record. Lineage: Eukaryota; Metazoa; Arthropoda; Insecta; Diptera; Drosophilidae. Gene Ontology annotation, biological process: DNA replication initiation; mitotic DNA replication; double-strand break repair via break-induced replication. Gene Ontology annotation, cellular component: nucleus; MCM complex. Gene Ontology annotation, molecular function: single-stranded 3'-5' DNA helicase activity; single-stranded DNA binding; ATP binding.